Molecule: messenger RNA, 357 nt
Organism: Neltuma alba
Lineage: Eukaryota; Viridiplantae; Streptophyta; Magnoliopsida; Fabales; Fabaceae
Product: spore wall protein 1-like
Exons: 3
Coding region: 1-357 (118 amino acids)
Source: RefSeq, a predicted model, not a curated record
AUGAACACCCCAAUAGAGGCAGCAUCGUCUACUUCAGACCUUUGUGCAUACGCCUUUCCUGAUGUUUUUAUUGAGCACAGCAGUAGUACUGGUGGUAGUAGUAGUGGUGGUAGUGAUAGUGGUGGUAGUAGUAGUAGUAGUGAUGGUGGUGGUGGUGGUUUUAGUAGUGGUAGUAGUGGUAGUGGUCGUAGUGAUGGUCAUGGUAGUAGUAGUGGUGGUAGUGAUAAUGGUAGUAAUGGUGGUGGUAGCGGUAAUAGUAGUAGUGGUGGUAGUGGUAGUAGUAGUGGUGGUGAUAGUGGUGAUAGUAGUCGUAGUAAUAGUGGUAGUAGUAGUAGUAGUAAUGAUUUUAAUUUUUAA